Messenger RNA from Ostrea edulis (European flat oyster), 6393 nucleotides. Its product is annotated as DENN domain-containing protein 11-like. Lineage: Eukaryota; Metazoa; Mollusca; Bivalvia; Ostreida; Ostreidae. Gene Ontology annotation, cellular component: cytoplasm. The coding region runs from base 32 to 1294 and encodes 420 amino acids. The transcript is spliced from 9 exons. The record is from RefSeq and is a predicted model, not a curated record.
UCUUACCGGAAACUACGCAAUCAAUAUAAACAUGGCAGAUGAAAAAUCACCACUGCUGCAAUCCACAGAUGAAGAUGAAGGCCCCCGGCUCAGGCACCACCACGCCUUCCCCACCACUCACCGGAGCACGGAUCUUAGUCCUGUUACGUCAACAGAGGCGGAUCACAUUGUCUGUGUGUUCGUGGUAACAUUUGACACGCGGUCAGGAAACAUGAUAGAAUGGUGCGCGCCUGAUGAUUUUGACUUGGACGGGGUAGAGUUCAAGGCGAUGGUCAGUGGAUCCCACACACAACAGAAAGACUUUGUCUACUUCAGAAAAGAUCGUUUGUAUGGCCUGGCCUGUUAUGAGAAGAUGUCGGUGGAGAGCGAGAUCGAGCGCGGAGCAAGGAUGAAGUCCGUGGGAAUCCUCUCGACAUCCUACACAUUACUGUACAGACAUAUACAGUUUCUAGAGGCACAAGUCAGACACCAGUUGGAGAUGCCUGGCGUGUACUCACAGCUUCAGGCUUUCUACAAUGAUAAGAAAGGUGUGCUUCCAGAAUCAAGUAGUUCAAGGGGGGCAACUCCAACAUCUACUCCCUCCACACCUAGUAGCCUGCUGCCAGAAAUGAAGAUAACCCAUCCUGCUGGCUGUUUUUCACAGUUUAUUAAAUUUUUUGGUGCAAACAUCUUCAUCCUGUGGAAGCUGGUUCUUCUGCAGAAAAGAAUCCUGUUCUUUUCCCCGCCUCCAAUAGGCGUGGUCUGUUAUAAAGUGUAUUGUGCAUGUUGUCUUGGAAACCAUGAGGUUGGGAAAAUGGGCCAUGAUGUAGUACCUCAUUUUUAUGUGAAUGUUGCUGAUAUAGAAACCUUGGAAACAGAACUGGCCUAUAUUGCAUGCACAACGGAGAAGAUUUUUGAAACGAAGACGUACUUACACGACGUUUAUGUCGAUAACCAGGUCAUCACGGCCCACACCCCCGUCUUAAAAGACUUGCUGAAACUGAGUGAUGCUGACAAAGAAAAGUACAACAAACUCCUAAAUCAGAGGUCUGCCAAUCAGUUUUCCUAUGAAGGAAUGGGAGAAGAUGCAAUCGAUGAAGAGGAGUUAUUUACAUCGUUUUUUACCCAGCAGAACAAUGACCUAUUUAGCACUUUAUUGGAUGUGGCUCACUCACAUGACCGUCAGCUGACCUCAGAUCACAUGAGAAACAUGGGUCUGGACCCUCAAGGAGACCGCACCUUCCUCAUGGAGUUAGUAGAGCAUUAUGGGAUAGAUGUUGUACUCAUGGUAGACAAUCCCUGCUGUCCAAAGUGAUUCUUUUUUAUGAUUUUAGUGGUAACUGAAUUACAAGGCUGUUAAGCCUUCUAAUAAUGAACAAAAUGGUUUUAAAACCAAGCUAGGAGAUUAGUGGUUAUUAUUUUCUUGAUUAUUCCAUCAGAACAAGAGGCCAGCAUUCCAAGCAUUAAUUCUACAGGUUUCCCAGGAAACAUGGGGACCAGUUUUUCUUAUUUGACACUGGGGACCAGUUAUUUUCAGUUUUCACUAUGUGAACGUGACGUUGUAUUUGUUUAUCUGUGAUAGUUUGAUUUGUACAAUGCUGUUAUGACAGUUUAUCAUGAAUUAAUCUCCUCAACGUGAAACAGAUAUUGGGUUUAGUGGAAGAUAUUGAAUAUCAAGUUGGUGAGAAGUCCAAGAGAGCAAUUCUUUACAAUGCAGUCAAGAAUCUCUUUGAUAUAAAAUGUACAAUGCACAUAUGGACGGACUCGACCUUGACACAUUUGUAGACUGAGGUACUGUAGAGCCUCGAGAUUCAUUCCAGGGUAUUUUCAAGGUGCCUUGUAUAAAUCUUGUCUCAAUCCUUUGUCAAAGUUUAUCACUAUGGUGAAGUCAAAUUCACUGCAGAUUUGAUAUUUACAUGUGUUUUUGCAUACAAUGAAAAUUGAAAUGAAGCUGUUUUAGAGAGUCGGGUCAACCGAUAUUAAAGGCAUUACUGGUUCCUAAACAUCAGGUAUAAGGUACAAAAUAAUGGAACUCUUCUUCUCGAAAUAGAGGAUUUUUAGUAGCAAGUCCACCGGUGGAUCCAGGAUUUGUUAAAAGGGGGGCCCAGUAGGUUGGGGGCUCCGGGGUUUUGAGGCCUGUUAGGUUUUAUUGGUUAUUCUAGCUAUAUACUUUAUACAUGAUGAAAUCAGUAAAUAAAACAUAAGUGAUUUUUUUUUCUCUAUGCUCUGUUUGUAUGUAUUAUGUCAAAUUUCAUACUUUUGCUGUUGUUUUACUAAAAACAAUUUUUAAAUUUUUGGACCCCCCCCCCCCCCCUCCUAAAUCCGCCACUGAAGUCGUUGUACAGAAUAAUGAAACUCAUCUCGAAGGAGAGCAAUUGUAGUAGCAGAUCAUAAGAUGUGCUCAACAGCAUUAAUUGAACUUUUUGUUAAAAAUCCAGUUUUUCAAGAAACACUGCUUCAUUGACACAAUUGAAGCACUUCUUCAUUGACACAAACACUGUGUGAUACGGUUACGGCCCACAAGUUACUUAACCAUGAAAAACACUAUAUACAAAAAAGGUAUUAAAUUUGAUAAUGGCCUGAGAUAAUUAGACUUUUUUCUGUUAUCAAAACAACAAUUGUAUUGAGGUGCACAGGUGUACCUCUGUAGGUUAAUAUGUAAAUAUUGAAUGUCCUUCAGGGUCUCUGUAGGUUAAUAUAUAAAUAUUGAAUGUCCUUCAGGGUCUCUGUAGGUUAAUAUGUAAAUAUUGAAUGUCCUUCAGGGUCUCUGUAGGUUAAUAUGUAAAUAUUGAAUGUCGUUCAGUACACUACGAAUAUUACAUUUUAAUGUUCAAUGAAUUGUUGUGUUACAAAUAGAACAAUAUUGUGCGAUGUUUUUUCACACCAAUAGAUACAUGUACCUUCCGUUCUCAAUAGACGAGUACUUAGUAUGCAAAUUUAUAUAAUCCUGAUAUAUUUCCCCCCCCCCCCCCCCCCCCGAAUUGUUGAUCUACAUAAAAUGUAGUGUGUACGUUGGUUUAUUCUGAACAUGAAUUGAUAAGCAGAUUAUUUUAUUUUGUAGAGAUUUUCAAAUCAUUUCAUUUCUUCUUUUUUUUUUUUGGUCAGACAUUGAUAACAAUAUAAUGUUUUCUGGAGCUUGUAUAGUUAGUCGAGAUGUUGGGGUCUUUUAAAAAAGAAAAAGUUUGAGAUUUUUAAUGUUAUACAUGUAUGUUAAUUAUAUCCUUACUCUAAAGGUUUGUAGUUGUUUUGUGUCUUGUUUACCUAUGAGGUACAUGUGUAAUGUGUCAUUUAGUAGGAUCCAUGCACUUCAUAGCAGAUAUCAGUAUUUCAUGUCUUACAUGUAGAUAUCAUCUGGGAAUUUCUGAUUGUCGAGCAUGAAUUGAAGUUUCAAAUUCUGAUAUUUCUUUUAUGAACUUGAUUUGUAAAUUUUUUUGUGUACUGUAAGUCACUUUUUUUCUCUCGUGAGAAUAUCAUUUCUAAGUGAUAUACGGUAUGCCCCUCCUAGUUCACCACAGUGAACUGUGACUACUGGAGUUUCGCUGAGCUUCUCUAAUCAUUUACAAGGAGUUUCAGAUAUCAAUGCCCGCCACCACCAUUUCACUGCAAGAUUAGAGAAGGCUAGUCUGAAAUUAGUUAUAAUUCCUUGAUGAUAGUGAAAUGUAAGAUUAGCACACGCCAAGCUUUUGUAUGGGUUUAAGUGAUAAUAAAUCACUUUUAUUUGGCGAUACAUUAUUUUCGUUCACAGACAAUGAUGUAUUCAUUCACGAGACAUAAUUUUCUUGAAUUGUUAUUUAUAGCUUACUGGUUAGUCUUCAAUGUGUAAAAGUUUAUUCGCAAUAACUAAAUUUUUACAGAUGGCUAAUCUCACGAAAUUAAUGUAGUUCCACCCUCCUGUGAUGUCAUAAGAUUUAGCAAAAUCAAUGAUCUAUUUAGAUUUAUGCCUGAUAAGAACAUACAUUUUGUUGGUUAUUUUAAAAAAUCUUGUUAACCAUAAAAUGUUUCUACAGUCGAACUUUUAUAUAAAUAAUCAAUAUGUUUCAAAAUAUUGAAUCUAAGGGCAAUAACUCUGUUUUCAUGACUCCUUGAUCAAGUUCAUUAUGUGAAAGAUUUUCUUGAUUCUUUGCAGAAAUUUUGAAUAGUAUAGUAACGAAACAGUUUUAUGAAAUUAUCGUGAAUACUACUAUAUCGUUUUAACCAUUUUUUUGGUGAAAUUUUGAUAAUGCUGUUGAAGAAAAAUUGAAUUUUCCGACGUUGAUAUACGAUUUUGUGUAUGUAUGUCCCGCAUCUUAAAAAGUGUGAUGACCUAUAUAUUUUCUUUGAUGAUUUAUUACUUUUAACUCUAAUAAACUGAAAUAAAUAAACAUUUUAAACUUUUAUCAGAUAACAAUUGGAGUAUGGAUUUACCUUGAGCAUAAAUAAUGUUCUCGUGAACAAAAUCCGAUAUACAGUGUAUUGCUAUGAAAGUGUUCAAAGAUGUACUCCACCUGGCAAGUGUUUUGUAUUUUUAAGUGUACUUUUUUUCUGUCAAUGUCCUUUUGCUGUUUAAAUAUUACUUUUGUCCAAUGUUCAAAACAUAUUUAAUUUAUUAGAGUGUUGGGAACAUAUCUGGAGACUUGCAUUAUUAGUCAUAUUUACUUCAUUAUGUGGUAUGUAAGGCGGUUGCUAAAGGAUCGGGGUAUAAGGAGUUUUGUUGGGAGUCUGUUCUGUUGGUAUCAUAAUUCAGAUUCUAAGACUGUCCACGGCCUACUACUCCUAUUGCAGAAGCCCUUUGGUGACACUAUAUCCAAUUGUAUGUUGGUACAUUAACCUUACAUCUAGUUUAAUGCACAUGUUUAGUGCAUGAUGCUGAUAUUUGAUUUCUCUCAGUUGGUAUUUGGGUACGGGUUUAAAACAUCAUUAUUUCUUUUAUUCAGUGUAUUAAUAUAAAUGCGUAAUGUUGUUAUAAUUGCUAUGGAAUGUCUUUAUAAUAACUGUGGAAUGUUGUUAUAAUUGCUAUGGAAUGUCUUUAUAAUUACUGUGGAAUGUCUUUAUAAUAAAUGUGCCAAGAGAGCUUUUGAUUGAUAGCUCAGUGUUGACUCCAAGAUCCAGGGAGUUUCUGUCUAUCUGGGUGUCAGUUCCUGGGUACUUGGACUUUCAAUUAGUGACUUAAAGAGUGCAAGAACCCCCAUCCCUCCUACUUCACAUUCUAUGGACAACCCAGGUCACUAAACAUAGUCAGAACCAGCAGGUCUUUCAUCCCCCCCCCCCCCUCCUCUGUAUGUUUGUGUGGCUUUGCUGAUCUUCAUUGUUAAUACAAUAAUGAAUAAUGUCUUUCAUUUCACAUUCAUAAAAUUCACAUGAACAAUUUACCAGUUCAUUUGUACCUGUAUACUGUUUUAGAAAUAGAAAUAAGAAAAUACUUACAGGCACACAAAGUUUAAAAAUGUGUGACACUUCAACAUUAUAGGCUAAGCAAUAAAUGUAUAAUUCACAGUAUUCAAUUGGCACAACAGAUUCGGUGAAGACAUGCAAAUUCUGCCAUUUUUCACAAUGUCUACAUUGCAUGGAGAUCUAAAAUAACCCAAUCAAUGAAGUCCUUACAUUCCUUCCUAGAUGUUUUCCAGUUUCAGACAAUAAUCCAUGUUGACAGUUCAUAUGAAUGUUAAGGUGAAAAAAUCUCUAGUCUUCACAGAUUCUAGUGGUAUAUCUUGUGGAUGCCUGCUUUUACAUGUGCAUGUUUUUUUUAAAUAUUCAUUCACAUUUGUAGAACAUUUACUUUGUGAGAUAUUCUUGAUCUUUAAUGUAGAUCUAUAUUUCCAGCAGAUUUUUUUUUUCAGUGUUGUACAACCACUUAACAUUUGUUAAAGCCAAAAUCUAUUUUUUCUUACAUGUAUGUGUGCUUUGAAUUCAAUACAAAGUCUUCUUUUGCAAAGUAAAUAUAAAUGCCUUUAUAUGACUGUUUCGUUGUUCCACUAUGAUUUCUAAACAUAACAUGCAAUACUACAUAGUUGGUUUUUGGGGGGUUGGUGGGUGCAACAUUUGGCAAAUUAUAAUUUUAACAGUUGUAAUUUAUUUAUAAUGUACAUGAAUAUAAGCAGUUCCAUUUUCGUGAAAGGUUAAAUCAACACCCUGCCAAAUAUAAAAAAAAUUGCUUCACAGUAUCAUGAAGUGUAUGGUGGAUAUUAUACAUUGAGUUCUGAUGCAUUUACACUUUUUUGAUGAAAGUGACAGUAAUUGAACAAAUUGUACAUACCAUGUUAUGUUGAGAGAACACAGAAUGCCUGUAUUCAGAUGGUACAUGUUUUAAAUAUAUAAACAUUCUUAAACACAUAUAGUGGGCCAAAUUAUUCAAUCUCUUUAUGUUUACAUUGUGCAAUACUGCUUGUUUAAACUGGAAAAGUUCAUCUUGUUACCAAAUAAAAUCAAAGAAAUUGA